AUGGCUAAACCUGGGGUUAGUCUAGUAAUAACAAUUUGUGCAUUGAUCUGUCCUGUCCACUUACUAGACAAUGGCCUUGCACAGACCCCAACCAUGGGCUGGUUACAUUAGGAAAGGUUUAUGUGUAAUGUUGUCUGUGUGAGCAAUCCCCACAAUUGUAUAAGCGAGCAGCUCUACAUGCAGAUGGCUGAUAUUAUGGUGCAGGAGGGCUGGAAGGAGGCUGGCUAUGAGUAUGUGUGCAUCGAUGACUGCUGGCUCGCCCAGGAUCGGCUAUAGCCUGUCCCAACAUAUUUCCCCAGCGGAAUCAAGAAACUCGCUGACUAUGUUCACUCUAAAGGACUGACUGGGAUAUACCAGGACGUUGGCAAUUUGACCUGUGCUGGAUAGCCUGUGAGUUACGGAUUCUAUGACUUGGACGCAGAGACCUUUGCGCAAUGGGGGGUGGACCUGCUGAAAUUUGACGGAUGUAAUGUUGGCACGUUGGACAUACUGGUGGAAGGAUAUAAAAAUAUGUCAAGGGCACUGAAUGAGACUGGAAGGAAUAUUCUGUACUCUGAAUGGCCUCUAUACCUGUGGCCUUUUCAGCAGCCAAACUAUACCGAUACCCGUCAGUACUGCAACCACUGGCAAAGCUAUGGCGACGUGUAUGAUUCCUGGCAUGUGAAAAGCAUUCUUGACUGGACUGGGAUCCACCAGAAUAUGAUUGUGCCAGUGGCAGGACCGGGAGGGUGGAAUGACCCGGAUAUGCUCAACAGCUUUAACGUGUGGGAGCGGCCAGUCAGGAGGCCGCUACCCAUUCGCGGUGCUCAACAGACAGGAGGUGGCCCAGGCCAGUUCCCUCUCUCGCUGGCUGCUUUUCCUUCCUGGAAGGCCUGCCACCCAGCAUGCAGUUACCCAAAUCCUCCCCAGUUAGCAGGAUCUGGGAGUCCUGAACCUCAUCUCAGCCCUACAGCUCCAAAUCAACCCAUCUGUGACAAUCCUGUUCACUCUGACAUUGAACAAGUCUGGCUGCUGGAAAAAAAUGGAACUGGAACUGAAACAUGAACAAUAAGCAGGAGACUCCCAACUCUCUAUUUUAAUAUAGGCCUGCUAGUACAUGUUGAUGGCUGGAAUUCAAAUAGAACCUAAAAUCUUGAGAUUCGAUACAAACAUGUCAGUUUAGCUGAAACACAUUAUUCCAAAAACCAAAGCACUUGUUUAUUCUUUUGAUUUUAGUAUGGAUUAUAAAUGCUAAUGCAGAUGCCUCUAUGUUGAUAUAUAUUUACAAAACAUUCUCAGACAUUAAAUAUUUACCAAGUUUGUGAGCGCUUUUUUUUUUUUUUUUUAAUACCAGAUUGUAUCUUAUCAGGCUGUUUUGUGAACAUGUCUCUAAUAAUACAUGUAACUUACAAAAGCAUUUCACUGGCUGUUACAUUGCUGCUUCACAAGCAAAAUUAAAUUUCAAUUAUUAAAACUGUGUCCUGAAACAGUUGGAAAAUGCUUAAAACUCAGACAGUGGCUUUAGCAGGCCAACAAUACUUUAAAAAAAAAAAAUCCCUUUCUGUUGUCUUAGUAGCAGAGGUCUGUAUAAAGACUUCUGUUUUAUAUGAAGCGGCUACUGAUUUGCUUAACUGCAUUGAUUCAAUAUAGACACCUGCACUGGGUCUCAGACACACCUAUUGUGUUUAAAAAAACAACUUGAAUUUACCUUAAACCUACCUGCAAGUUAAUUGAGUAAUACUGUAGGAAUGUUCAGACAAAAUGUUUUUGAUUUGCUUGUAUUUUCUAGGUUUUUAUGUCAAUGAAGGAAAUUGUUUAGUCUUUAAUCAGGUGCUGCCUUUAGAAAAAUACAGGAAAACAGAAACUAUUGUAAAAUCUUGAAUGCACUUUACUGUAAAUUGUUGUUCAAGUUUGGGUGUUACUCCACUAAAUAAAAAGCAUUGAUUUAAGACUGUACAACAGAACCCACUUGAUAGUACUCCUGUCACCACAUUGUAAUGCCCGGCCUUAGGAAUUGGUGGCAACAGUAAUUCAUCUUGUAAACUAUGUUUAUGUUAACCUUUCAAUGCAUUCCUUCCAGACAGGUCCUAUACAGUAUAGACACCUAACGAAUUGGGAGUACUGUUCUUCUUUCAGAUAUGUGGCAUUCAAUCACUUGCAUAUCCAACCUGAAAAUGUUGACUUCAGAGACAGUUAAACGAGUCUGAUGCAUUCCAACCCUUGUCCGUUUUUUCAGAAAAAAAAAAAAAAAAAUACAAAUGUCAAAAAUACAUUGCUGAAAGGACUGUUAAGAGGUUGGACUCCAUUUAGAUGUACUGUAGUUGGUACAGUACUAUAUGUAACCAACAUUUUAAUUCAAAAUGUUGAUAUUCUGAAAAUACCACUUGCCAAAAGACAACUGUGGCCAAGUAGGUUGUAUACAGUAUACACCUAAAUCCAGUAUGUAAAAUUCAGCAAAAUGAAAUCAAUGUUACCAAUGCACAGAACUGCAUAAAUUGUAAAAGGCAAUGCAGUUUAGCAAAUAAAAACACACCAGUUUCCAGAGUGAACAGUAUCCAAAGUCAGUAUUCAAAAUUGUAAAACAGUGCUCGAUAAGGUGCGAAUGUCACAUUUAACUUGAAAAUGAAAACACACAAAAACUAAAGAUUUGAGGGGAAAAAAAAAGAAAAAGGGUGCAACGGGCUUUAUCAGAAAACUGGUGACAGUCCUAAAUCACAUGCAACAGGAAAUUCAUUCAUUUAUUAAAAAAAAAAAAAAAAAAAAUGGUGAUCGAUUUUAUUUAAUACAAGGGCAGUAAAACGCAAUGGAUGCAUAUCUGGGUAAUUGAUAGUGCUAACUACUCUAAAAUCAUAUACAAGAUAUAAACCAAUCACUUAUUGACUACAGUGCAUGGUGUUCUGUGCACAUUUCAUUCCCAGCUUCAGUUAUUUCUCCAAAGUGUGUAAGAGGUCUUCAAUAAAGACACCCUACACAACCUAUGAACUUGUAUGCAAAGAGCACGUUGGGAAGCAUCUGUGAUGCCCCGCCCCCCCCAGAAACUCUUAUUACAAGAAUACAAGGCAAUAUAGUCAUCAGGGGUAGCAAUGGAACAGCAAUAGUUCAGGUUGUGGGUUCCUCUAUAG
Polyodon spathula (Mississippi paddlefish) is the source of this 3101-nucleotide messenger RNA. RefSeq names its product galactosidase, alpha (gene gla). NCBI's taxonomy places the organism in Eukaryota, Metazoa, Chordata, Actinopteri, Acipenseriformes, Polyodontidae. Gene Ontology annotation, molecular function: alpha-galactosidase activity. Gene Ontology annotation, biological process: oligosaccharide metabolic process; glycosylceramide catabolic process; glycoside catabolic process. Gene Ontology annotation, cellular component: cytoplasm. The record is from RefSeq and is a predicted model, not a curated record.